AUGGGAUACACAAUCAAACAGAAAAUUGAGAUAUGUCUUCAGUCAGAUGCAAAUCCUCUGAUGACCCAGAUAGACUUGGCCAACUGGGCUAUGCAGAAGUACAACUCCGCAAGUCCUCCAUCACAGACCACGAUAUCCCGGAUCCUUAGCUCGAAAAAUGAUAUUCUCGGCUCAAAAGAGUCCGACUUCCUGCUUGUACGUCGUCGCAAAGUUUCCAAUCCGCUCCUACGAUUUGUUUUGACCGAGUGGAUGACCCAAGCCCAUUGGGAAAGGAUUCCGGUCACAACUCCCAUCAUUCAGCUGGCAGCAAAUGCUAUAUGGAACAAGUUGCCAGCAAAAGAGAAAGACGGGAAUGGCGUUUUCAGUCACAAGUGGUGUAAUCACUUCGUGAGGAAGCUCAAUGUCAACUUGGUAGGAAGCCCAGAAGCAGUGGAGAAUAACUUGGGUUUACCGCUCAACAAAGUAUGGGGAUUAGACGAAAAAGUUGGGCUCAAGAACUACAUUCGAGGUCUCAUUUCGAGAAAUAACUACUCUCCUAAAGACAUGUUCACCAUUGACGAAUUUCUGUUGUUCUAUUGCGUACCGCUAGAUCAAAUUUUUGACGUGUCUUCCGUUGACAAAGGUCUAAGCCAAACGAGUAACUUUUCAGGUUACAUCAUCACAAUCAUGUUGGGCUGCAAUAUGGAUGGUUCUGAAAAGCUUAACCCUUUGGUGGUCUCGAAGCAUGAUACAUUUGACCUAUCCGAGAGUACGAUUUCUACGUUCCACGCCAAUCCAUCAUAUACUCAGUUGUCGUCUCAUUCGUUGGCAAACAAAGUGAGUGAAGCAUACCAAAUCACUUACAAGUACAACAAUAACAAAUGGAUAACGUCCAGUACGUUCCAGGAUUACUUAUUGACCCUAGAUCACAAAUUGGAGAGUGUUUCUCCCGGACGCAAUAUUAUAAUUUUUUUGGAUGACAGCUCCACCCACAGACUAAUGAACCUUGAGUUCAAGCAUAUCAAACUUGUCUAUUUGGAAAAUGCCUCUAAACAUAACAACCCAUAUAAUGGAUUGUUCAAUGAAGUCAAGUUCGAUUAUAUACCGACUAGUUUCGGUAUCGUGGAGGAGUUCAAGAUUGUUUUUCGCCUACAACAAUAUUUGGAAAUGAUCAACAAACAAAAUAAUCAGGUAUCAUCUGAUCAUUCUCUGUCCCCAAUGUCUAGAUCCGAAGCCCUUGUAGCAAAAGGCAACGAAUGUGGUGUAAUUCUCUCAGAAAAAGACUAUCAGGUGCCGUUCAUUAAGGCUAUUGAAUGGAUCAAAAGGUCUUGGGACUCAAUUUCAAAACAAAAAAUAUAUCAAGCGUGGCAACGGGCCAAUGUUAUUGACACAACUAGAACGUGGCCUGCUUCAGACCCUGUUGUCAGAGCUGAAGCGGCACAUACAUUACAGCCAUUGCUGGCGUCAUUGACGACAUAUAAUCCGCAUUUGGCUUAUGAGAAGCUCAGAAAUGUCAUGAACUACCUCAACGUUGUAAUUCCUUGGGAAAUCAACGAGCUUUUAGGUCUUGUGAAUGAAAGGGCAAAAGUCUCAUUGAACUACGCGUCCAUUGAUGAGAUGAUCAACAGCUGU
Metschnikowia bicuspidata var. bicuspidata NRRL YB-4993 is the source of this 1611-nucleotide messenger RNA. RefSeq names its product Pdc2p (gene PDC2). Gene Ontology annotation, cellular component: nucleus. The transcript has a single exon. Gene Ontology annotation, molecular function: DNA binding. The annotation marks the transcript as partial. Lineage: Eukaryota; Fungi; Ascomycota; Pichiomycetes; Serinales; Metschnikowiaceae. The record is from RefSeq and is a predicted model, not a curated record.